ACUUAAAUUUCGCGCCGGCUUACCGUUGGCGGCAGUCCAGUCGCGGGCGAGGGACGGUGCGCAUGCGCCGCGCCCUCCCAUUGGCCGUCCCGGCGGCGCUGUCAUAUGAUGAAGCUGCGUGGCAUGAUGGGACGGCGGAUCGCGAUUUUGCAACAUGGCGGCGAAGUGAGGGCGAAGUCGCGGGUGCUGUGCCAUCGGAAAAUGUAUCUUUCCUAGUCGCCCGUAGGAGCGAUCCCAUCGUUACCUCGCAGUUACGCGCGGCAGUGGAGAUACGUGUUCGGGUUAGGGGUGUCGAUCGUGUGCCGGCGGCGUUGGCGCGUGUAAAUAUGAGCGGGACGGCCGGCAGCGCGACGACGAAGGUAACACCCCGCGGCACCGUGCGCCGCUCGAGCACGUAUGGCAGGGACUAGGGCUCGCGCGAUAAGGGAGCCCCGCUUUUGUCCGAGCGCGAGCGAGCCGCGGCAGCCGCCGAGACAGGAGCACCAAGUAGCAACGCGAUGUUGUGGCCAGCCCUGCCGAACUGUGAGAACGUGUACACAACAGAUAGAAAUUCUAUCAAUCACUGUGAUUUCUGAUCGUACAUGCGUGCCAAACACGAAGAUAUAAGAGGGCGUUAAAAAGGGAUCCAAUGGUUUCCUGACAUGAUGGAAGGCAAAUUAUAUGUGAAGAAUGAGCCGGGACUUGAGGGGCAAUCGCUCACGAAUGCGCAGCCCAAUCCGUCUGUCGAGGAUGGCGGCGGUGCGAGGAUCUGCUUCGUCUGUGGCGCCGUGGGCCACAGCGAGCAGCAUUGGUUACGAGUGAAACCAAGCCCAGGUGGUUCGCCCAAUGAACCCUACUUCCCAUUUCUCGAGUCGCACGAGCCGCCGAACGGCUAUCGCGGCGAGGGUGCCAGGAGUGGCGCUGUCAAGGCCUGCAAUCUUUGUUACAUUCUGCUGUUACAACAGUGGGAAAGCUAUGAGCGAGAAGCCAGACCUCACAGUCAACGGAUUUAUUGGUUAAAGAGAUGCGACGGCGGCCCGUUCACGGGGGCCGAGAUGGCACUUCAGGGUGAGUAUGCCGCCCAGGUUCUGGGCUUAACGAACGACCAGGCGCCGCAGCUCAGACAGGAAAACCGACCGGUUGGUAUCUCACCACGAUUACCACCGAAUUCGCCCUCGCCGAGAGUCGUCGAGCAAGUCAGACCGCCGUCGAAUUCGGUCGCCGAGGUACCGAGGCCGCAUUCCAACACGGCGGAAACGCAUAGGCACUUGGAACAAGCGAGGCUCACAAUGGAAUCUCCUCAUCACAGACUGCAGUCACCUCAUCAAAGAUUGCAGAGCCCGCGGCAACCAAUCGAGGACGCUAGAAUGUCCAAUGAGGCAGCAUUGGAUUUGAGACACGCACCUAGAAGUUCACCUGCGCCUCAACCUACCUUACCACCACCUGCAGCUAUCUAUAGCGGCGGAUCGUCAUCUAGCGUCGGCACGGAUAUCCUGGAUCUGUCGAUGCCGGAUAAGAACUCAGUCACAGAAGUCUGUUACGUGUGUGGAGAUGAAUUCAAGAGGGGAUCUCUCAGUCAUAUCGCUGCGAAGCCACUGCCAACUCAGCCGAAUCCUUCUUCCAGUCCACCGCCGUUCUUUCCAUCAUUGAUGCUUCAUCCCAGGCCAAGUAGAAGUCGACCUAUGGACAGUGCUGGUCGAGUGCAGGCCUGUUCAGCGUGCCAGAAUCAUCUUUUAAUACAAUGGAAAGCGUAUACACGGCAAGGAGUACCGCACAGUGAUAGAAACUAUACGCUUCGCAAACGACAAGCACCUGCAAUGGAUACAACCACGUUUAUUUGCUAUACUUGCGCUCUUGAGUACCCUUCUUCUAGUAUUCGACUUCUGUAUUGCUGUCCUAAUCCAGAAAAAGAGGUGUAUUUCCCUUUUAUUUAUUCUCUGAGACCUCCGUCAGGAGCUAGUCCUAUUAGUCCUCAGGGAAUGGUGCAGGUUUGCUCCAUUUGUUACAAAGCUAUCCCACAGAAGCAGCAAGUAUUCGGUGGAGAAAAUCACGAGGCGCAGCCAUCCGGACAAAACGUAGAUUUUCGUCAACAAGGUCCGUCGCCGCGGCCCGCUGUUCCAAAAUCUCCAGCCAAUUCAGCUGGUAGCGAUAUUCGUUUUAAGCCAUACGAUUUAAACAAGUCUACAGUUGCUACAAACAAGCAACGAAGCAGUACUACCGUGAAAGCUCCCACGCCUGGGCAACGAAAUUCACCUAGCAACGGUCCUGCAGAAAAUGGGACCGUUGCGCUUGGCCAAAAUUAUAGGUGCUAUAUAUGUGAGAGAUUAUAUCCUCGCACUCAUAUGGAAUGGUUAUCUACGAGUCCAGAGGGAAUGAAUUCACAUGCUAUGCAUUUUCCUUGCUUGAGAGGAAUGGCACGUACGUCUGAAAAUGCUUGUAUGGACAGUCACGGGAGAGUAUUGGCAUGUAGUCAUUGUGUGAAUCAUCUUGCGCAACAGUGGGAAAGUAUGGAUGCUGAACGGGUUCCUUUAGAAAGACGCAGGUACGAUAUUCCUAGUCCACAUCCAAAUGGUGACGUGAAUCGGUCAAUCGCCACGCCACCGAGCUCCAGUUCGGACCGAACAUUCGGAAGCAAUCCGGGCACGUCAAGCAGCUCGAUUUAUUGUUUCCUAUGCGGUUUACACAGCGAUUUAACUCUCGCACGAGUACUAUAUGGGCGUCCUCAAGGUCGAAACGCACCAUUUUUCCCUGAAUUGCUGCGUCACCAAUCACCACCGAAUGCCGAACAGCUUCGCGAGGAUGGCUCCGCCCUGGUCUGCACGUUUUGUUAUCAUUCACUAUUGGCACAAUGGCGUCAACACGAAUCUCUUUCUGGUGGUCAGCAAGUGAAUGCCGCCGAGCGUCAGUACAAUACCCACGACUAUUGCUGUUACGUUUGCGGCAUCGUAACAUACAGAAAACGAGUACGAGCGCUGCCAGUGAAGGACUUUCCAUUCCUAAGGUAUCACAGGCAACCAGAGAAGAGCUUGUUGCUGGAGAACGGCGAUUUUGCAGUGGUCUGCUUAGAUUGCUACGAAACCUUGCGUACGCAAAGUCUCGAAUACGAGAGAUGGGGCCUGCCUGUCGAGAAACGGGAAUACAAUUGGAUUGUGCAACCUCCACCGCCCGAGGACAGUCCCGACGCGGCCAUAGCCAGGUUACCAUCUGGCGAGAGGUCUGAGAAAGUGGUUCCACCGACAUUAACUGUCAGGCCAGCGCGAAAGAACUGCUCGCCAAAGGCACCCGACAAGAAGGCACCUGUAAAAAUUCCGGAGAAGGAACAAGGUAAGUUGCAAUUCCAAUUAAAUGAAAGAGACUGCUUUUACUAUACAAUGAGUUUAAUAUCAUACGCGAAACAUAUAUGUACGAAAAUGUUUCUCAUAUAUAGCAACAUUUUUAUUCAAAGAUAA
This is a messenger RNA of Pogonomyrmex barbatus (red harvester ant), 3428 nucleotides long. RefSeq names its product MAP7 domain-containing protein plexus (gene px). NCBI's taxonomy places the organism in Eukaryota, Metazoa, Arthropoda, Insecta, Hymenoptera, Formicidae. The record is from RefSeq and is a predicted model, not a curated record.